Rotaria sordida is the source of this 954-nucleotide messenger RNA. The record is from the annotation of a GenBank genome assembly. Lineage: Eukaryota; Metazoa; Rotifera; Eurotatoria; Philodinida; Philodinidae.
AUGUCGAAUACAACAAUGAUAUCAACAGUAGCUGUAACUCUCAAUUUUAUUUCACUCAUUGGAGCUAUAUUUGUCGGUCUCAUAUGCAUAUUUAUGCUUGGUGUACUCUUAUCAUCAAUUAUACGCAAGCAUGAUUUAGUUUUAAUUUUGGUUGCUAAUAAUUAUUUAGCAUUAUUAGUCUUUGCACUUAUAGCUAUACCAGGCAAUUUUGACAUGUUUCGAGGUGAUUAUAAUUUGUAUAUUGGUAUGGAAACAUUUAGUUGUCGUAUUAGAGGAUAUAUGAUUUAUUCAUCACUGGCUGUCAUUUUUCAUAGUUUUCUGUUACAGGCUGCUUUUCGCUUCUUUCGUGUUGUCUAUCCUUCUCAUGUUUGGCUACAACAUGGUCUUACUUAUGCCUUGAUUAUUCCUAUUUUGUGGCUCAUCUCGUUUCUUUUUAUUCUACCGAUUCAUGUGUGGCAUGAUAUACGAUUUAUAUCUAUGGAAAAUGUCUGCUUACUACCUAUUCAUAGUACUCGUGGGCUCGUUUUUUCUAAUCUAAUUAUUUAUGGUAUACCAAUUAUUAUCAUCAAUAUUAUUUAUAUACAGCUGACAUGUUUUAUUCGUCGAUCCUCUAAAGUCGUUUCAGCACGAGCUAAACGUGAUGUGAUUGUAGUGCGUCGAAUUAUACUUGUUGUAUGUAUAUUAAUACUGAUGGUUGUUCCUUAUGUUGUACUGAAGCUAAUGUUACCUUUUACUGAUGUAGGCAAACCAUUAUUUUAUCGCAUUCAGAAUAUCACAACAAUGACUGGUUUGAUCAUUCUUAGUUUUAUGCUCGUUUAUGUCACUCCUCAACUGAAAGUACUUAUUGCUCUUCAAAAGUCAACUACAGUAACAUCUACAAGCGCACAACAACAUUGUAUUUUAUUUACCAAGUCAUCAAAUAUUAACACUACAAACCAAGAACAAUUAUCAUGA